AUGGCUGUGUUGGAUGUCUGCCGGAUAAAUAAGAUUGGUAUUGGAGCUUUACAAGAAACAAAAAUAAAAGGUGAUAAUCUGAAGGAUGCAAUUGAUACUUGUUUUCAGGGAUGGAAUUAUCAUAAUAGCAUAAGAGUGGAAGGCCAAAUUCUUUUGAUAUGGAAGGAAAGUUGGGUUAAAGUGGAAGUUAUCAAAGACCAUUCUCAAUUUUUGCACUGUAAAGUUAAACUCUGUAUCACUGGUCAGGAGUUUUGCUUUACUGUGGUUUAUGGCUCAAAUCAACUGGAUACUAUGAAGUUGCUCUGGUCUGAAUUGUCCUCUAUGCCUCUACCAAUUAAACCGUGGCUUAUUUUGGGAGACUUUAACGCGGCUUUUAACCCAAAUGACAGAAGAGGUGGCAGAUGUAUUUUGAAAAAAGAGAUUGAAGAUGCUAGGAGCUGGCUUGAUCUUGAUCUGGUGGAAGAACUGAGUUUACUGGGAACUUGUUACACCUGGUCUAAUAAUCAAGAAGGGGAUAAUCGAAUAUACUCUAAGCUAGAUAGAGUUUUUGUCAAUGAGGACUGGCUGGACAUUUUCCCGUCUAUUAUAGCUGCUGCUUGUUGGGAAGUGUCUUCUGAUCACUGUGUUGUUAUUCUGAAGCAAGCUGCUCUUAGAAUCAAGGGUUGUGAAUUAGAUCAAGUUUCUUGGAAACUUUUGCGUCUGAAACAUGAGUUGAAGAAGUUCAAUUGGAGAAUUAUUGGGGACGUGGAUAGGAACUAUGAAGACUAUAAAGCUGAGUUUCAAAAGGCUCGGUCUGUACUUUUCUCUGAUCCUCAGAAUCAACUUUUAGCUACAGCAGAGAGAAUAGCAUUUCAGAGAUUUAAACAACAAGAAAAGAUCUAUGGCAGCUACCUUAGGCAAAAAAGUAAUAUUGAAUGGAUUCAAUUCGGAAAUGAAAAUUCUGCUUACUUUCAUGCCUAUAUAAAUAAAAGGAAGAGAGCUAAUCGAAUUGCCUCCUUUGUUACUGAAGAUGGUAGAGUAGAGGACAGUUAUCCUAAGGUAAUUAGUCACUUUAUUAACCAUUUCAAAUCAGUCCUGGGUUGUCCUAACAAAGCUACAGGGAAGGUAGAUUAUGCCAUAACAGCUUUAGGUCCUGUAUUGAGUAUUGAAGACCAGCUAGCUCUCAUCAAACCUUUCUCAUACAAGGAUGUUAAAGUAGCUAUGUUUAGUAUCAGCUCUAUAAAAAGUCCUGGACUAGAUGGUUUUGGGGCUGCUUUGAAUAGUACUAUUCUAACCCUCAUACCUAAGAUGGAUCACCCGAAUACAGCUGCUGACUUUAGGCCAAUCGUCUGCUGCACUACUCUUUAUAAGUGCAUUUCUAAAAUGCUUUGUCAUAGAGUGUCUGGUAUUCUACCAAAGUUGGUUAACCAAAAUCAAGGGGCAUUUAUCAAAGAUAGAUCUCUUGCUCAUAAUGUCUUAAUUCUCCAAGAUCUCUUAAGGGGUUAUAAAAGGAAGUAUAACUCUCCUCGGUGCUUAUUGAAGAUCGGUUUGAGCAAAGCCUAUGACUCAAUCGACUGGGACUUUCUUGAAAACUUGCUGAAAGCGUUAAAUUUUCUUGAUCGCUUCAUAAGAUGGAUCAUGAUUUGUAUGAGAGGUGCUUCUUAUUGCCUUAUGUUGAAUGGUCACCUUCAUGCCAAUACUAGCUCCAUUCACAUUAUUCAGCAGUCAUUAGAGGGAUUUUCAGCUGCUUCAGGUUUGAUUAUUAAUAAAAGCAAAUCUAGAGCUUAUUUUGGUGGGGUUUCAUACCAAGAAAAAUCUGGUUUGCUGAAUAUUCUUCAACUGAAUGAAGGUGAGUUUCCCCUGACUUAUCUUGGUCUGCCUUUGAGACCAACGAAGUGGAAGGCAAUGGAUUGUGACUUAAUUUUAAAGAAGAUUAGACAGAGACUUUGUGUUUGGGCUAGUAGGAACCUUUCCUAUGCAGGGCAGGUUCAGUUGAUCCAAUCUGUUUUGUUGGGUAUUAGGAACUACUGGAUGAGCAGUUUUCUUCUUCCUCAGAGUGUUCUUAAGGAGAUUGAUCAACUUUGCAAAAUUUUUCUUUGGGGAGGUAAAGGAAAUAGGAGCAAGUUUCAUCUUACUUCGAGGGAGCUGGUUUGCUGCCCUAAGAGUCAUGGUGGGUUAGGUUUCAAGGAGGGGCCUAUUUGGAACAGAUUGUUAUUAUCUAAAUUUAUUUGGGCUAUCUCUUCUAAGCAGGAUUUGCUAUGGGUAAAGUGGGUUAACUGCAUUUACUUGAAGGGGUCUCAGAUUUGGGAUUACAAGUUGCACUCAGAUGCCAGUUGGUACCCUGACCUAUGA
Messenger RNA from Humulus lupulus (European hop), 2331 nucleotides. RefSeq lists its product as uncharacterized. Lineage: Eukaryota; Viridiplantae; Streptophyta; Magnoliopsida; Rosales; Cannabaceae. The record is from RefSeq and is a predicted model, not a curated record. The coding region runs from base 1 to 2331 and encodes 776 amino acids. The transcript is spliced from 4 exons.